UCUGUGUCUCUGCGAGAUCCGUCAAGGCUGCUUCCCUAGUGGGCUAUCAAGCUGAUCAUCACUCACCAUCUCCCCAUCUUCUUGCAUCCAUCCUCAUCAUCUUCUUCUUCUUCCUCUUCUUCUUGAGCACGCAGAGAAGCGCAGAGCUUUUGUAUGGCUGCCAGUUCGAGGAGUUCCGGGAUCGCGGGAAUCGGCAGGCGAGUCGUCUCUCAGAUCUGGAGCCCCAACAAGGCCCUCCCACCUCCUUCCUCUCUCCCUCUCAGGAGAGCUGUUCACACGUCCGUGUAUGACAAGAACCCCGAGGAUCAAUUUACACCGAACGUGGUCCCCGAUGAAGUGAUAGAGGCUCCAUCCGACAAGUACUGGGCUCCCCACCCCAAGACAGGGGUGUUUGGGCCUGCGAUUGACCAUCACCUCCGAGCCCACGGCGAGCUUCCAAAGCCCGGGGAUGCUGAGAGCUCUGUGCUGGAGCAGACGGCCUGGUUCCGCCCCACUAGCCUCGAGGAUCUUGAGAAGCCUCCUCACCAUUAACAUCGAACCCGAGUUCAACCGCUAUAUAUCGUAUGUAAGCGACCUCGAUGGCAUCCUUAACAAGAAUAACUUGUUUGCAGCUGUAAUAUAUUGUUAAGUAUUGAAGCUGUGGAUUUGAGCUUUGUUAGCAUGCGAGAACUACUACUUCCCUGUCGAAGUAGGAGCUAUGUAUUGUACCUAUGGGAUUGCUGUAUUUCCCCUGGUAUUCCGUAUGAAAUGUUUGGACGUGCCCGCUUCAUACUUC
This is a messenger RNA of Syzygium oleosum, 775 nucleotides long. Its product is annotated as late embryogenesis abundant protein At5g17165-like. The coding region runs from base 154 to 531 and encodes 125 amino acids. The record is from RefSeq and is a predicted model, not a curated record. NCBI's taxonomy places the organism in Eukaryota, Viridiplantae, Streptophyta, Magnoliopsida, Myrtales, Myrtaceae. The transcript has 2 exons.